AAAACCCUACAAAGUCCAAUUCUUAAAAUCAGGCGAAGGAACUCCUCCUGACUCACUCACUCACCCGCUCCAACAAAACCCAUUUCUUCUCAAAACCUUAUAGUGAUCGCGUGAUCUCAUCUUUCUUCUUCUUCUUCUUCAAAUUGCUAUUAACUCUGUGAUGGGGAACUUCGAUAUGCUUCCAGGAGAGAUCGUCUUCAACAUUUUAACACGUUUACCAGCUGAAUUAGUUCUAGAGUGCAAGUUAGUGUCUAAAUCUUGGAAUAAGGUUGUUAGUUAUCCAUCAUUUUCUCAAACUCACUUGGAUCGCUGCCUUGAGGAUCUUGAUUCUGGUGGUAAGUCUACUUUCCUGUUGGUGAAUGACGAUUUUGUUUAUUCGAGUUUUUCCUACAGAAAGUUUCAUUAUUUAGAAUAUCAUGAUGACAGUUCGUCAGAGAACCCACCUUUUUAUAGAGUUAAAAGAAUGAAAAUAAACCCUGCUCCGUAUAUGUAUUACUAUCUUGCUGGUGCAUGCAACGGUUUAAUUUGUCUAAAUGGAUGCCCUGAUAAUGACUGGGUCAACUAUGAGCCUGUUUAUAUCUGUAAUCCUAUCACCAGGGAAUGUGUGUAUUUGCCUGUAUUUGAGAGAACACCUGGUCUUCUAGCUCAUUCUCAUGGUGACCGAUUGCUCUCUGGUUUCGGUUCGACUAAUGAGUACAAGGUUGUUAGAAUGUUUAACUUGCUGGGAGAACCCAAUUUUUUACAAGUUGAGGUGUACACACUGGGCAGUGGCAAGGGAUGGAGGAACUUACAGAAGAAAUUCAACAAAAAACUGGAUUCGUUUAAAUGUGUCCGUGGUGUGUUUGUGAAUGAAUCUCUUUAUUGGAACCUUAAAACAGGCAAGUGCAACGUUGUCGCUUUUGAUUUGGCUAAUGAAAUUUUUGUCGAAAUACCUGAAGCUUUUCCCACUUCUUCGGAUUAUAUAUUCGGGCCAUUGGGGGGUUCGGAUUAUAUACUCAGGGUAUUGGGGGGUUAUUUAUCAGCUGUCCGCUAUGAUAAUUAUUGGAAAACAUCUGAGUUAUUGCUUUUGAAGAAGAAGGAAGAAGACGGAUCAUUAAGUUGGAUAAAAGAGUUCGCUUUAAGCAACACGGAUACGCAUCAAUCACUUGCCCUCUCGUGUAGGGGUACAGUUCUAUGUCACUCAGGCACAAAGGUCCAAAUUCAUGACCUAAAUUCUUUAUCCUCAAAACUACUUGUGGAUUUUGGCAAGGAAAGGUAUAUAUAUGAAACAAUCCCGCAUAUGAACACCUUGGUUUCACUGAAAGCAUUAGGAGAGGAGACUACGAAAACAAUGGAAACGGUUGACGUACCAAGAGAUGUAGAUGAAGUAUACAAGGAACUGCCAAGGAAUGCAUCUGCAGGCACCUACAUUUAAUCUGUUUUCUCUUAGCCUGUUUCUUUCAAGGCCAAGCAUUUGGGAUUGUUUUGCUUCAUCAGAAUGGUUACAUCUGGUUCUGCACCGUUACCAGCAACCUAUCAGUGCAAUACUAGCCUCUUCAACAUAUCGAACUUUUGUGCUGUUGUUGGGAUAGUAAUCUUUUCUUUCUCAAUUAGUUUCCUUGGAUUUGUUUAUUUUAGGAUAUGUACUGUAUUUGUCUGGAUCCCACCCAAGCAGAUUUGAAUUUGGGCAUGACUUCCCCUCUAUCUUUUGCUAUUUUAUAUGAAGUUGAUUGCUAUUUAUGAGAUGAUUUGGAUUAAGCAAGUUAA
Papaver somniferum (opium poppy) is the source of this 1746-nucleotide messenger RNA. Its product is annotated as F-box protein At3g07870-like. NCBI's taxonomy places the organism in Eukaryota, Viridiplantae, Streptophyta, Magnoliopsida, Ranunculales, Papaveraceae. Gene Ontology annotation, molecular function: protein binding. The record is from RefSeq and is a predicted model, not a curated record. Bases 161 to 1414 code for a protein of 417 amino acids. The transcript has 2 exons.